AUGGCAGCGACCGGCUCCAAUGCCAAGGGCCUCGCCAACAUCAGGCACGACAAGCCCGAAGUGCCCGGUGAAGGCGAAGACGCACCUCCCAAGGUCUCGUCUUGCGACAUCAAGCGGGUGUCUACCGGCUCAGCGAAAUCUGCUGGAGCCUCCGCUGUCGUUGGCGUUACGGCCACGUUUCAGUCCCUGAUCAAUGGCCUGGUUCAGCAACACUUGGUCGAGUUAGCUGCGGCGCAAGGAGCGAGCGGCGAAGACUCCAUCGGCGUUGCUCUUCCACGGCAGUGGUCGCAGGGCUUCCGGUCGGCCUCCCGCAAGAUGACCGAGCCGAAGGCGCAGCAAGUCGAGGGGAAGGACAUCUUCGGGGACCGAGCCCACACGUCGGACAUGGAGAGAUUGACCUCGGUGGACUCGGCGGCGUCGUCGGGCUCAGAGAGGAGGAGGGCAAUGAAUGGAGCCUACUUGCGCUCGCCCACCAUCGGAGACGUGCUGUGUAAGAAGAAGGACAACUUGGCGCAGAUGAACGCGAGUAAGAUCUUGGAAGCACUGGAAGAGGACGACGAGGACGAUGGUGUCAAAUCUCCGGCCAGUUUCGCGGGUGACAUGAAGGCGCUGUUCAGACACCGUGGGUCCAUGGAAGAUGUCCAUUUCACGAAGUCUGGGGACGUGAAGCGCUACCUCCAGAUGUCCAAGUCGGAGAGGGCCACAUAUUGGUUAACCUCUACACCUUACGAGAUGGCGGUGGCUUUGAUCCUCCUGCUCAACGUCCUGUGGAUGGCACUGGAUCUUCAGAUCCAUGGCUCCAUGUCCGGUAGUGAGAUGGGCAUCGGCGGCGUCUUUCUCUUCGAGUCAAGCGAGCUUUCGGACGAGCUGAUUCAUGCCGGGGAUGUUUUCUUUGCCGUCAUCUUUGCCGUGGACGUGGUGGCUCGCAUCAUCUUUGUUGGGAGGAGGUUUUGGCAUAGCUGGCCGAACUACAUCGAUUUGGCUGUGUCCGUCACAUCGAUUGUUGAGCUUUCUCUUUAUUACAGCCUGGAGUCGCCAAUCUCCCCAGUUAUGGCCAGCAAGCUUCAGCUCCACACGCCCGCUCUCCAGGCCUUUCGCAAUUACGUGCUCCUGGAGUUGGGAUGGCUGCAUUAUGAGCACUUCCUGGUUUCCACCUACGGGGCUGACAGACGGCAAGGCUCAGCGAAGCUUUGCGCGCUCAAGCGCGCCCAGUGCGAGAUGCCUGCGGACAGGGCCCUCUCAGGUACAUUGGACAGAAUGGAUGAUCAGAACCGAAACGACAACCUACAGACCGACUUUCGGUUUCUGCGGGGCGUUCUGGAGCGACCGCCGCAACGGAACGACAUCAACUGGAUCCUCAAUGCUGGCAACCAGUACUGUGCUCCGCGGCACAUCCUUCUGCAAUGCCUCUGCCGCCUUGCCUGCCGCACCCUUUCAGACAACCUGGUGCACCGGUUCAUGGCGCAGACCAUGGCAAGAAUCAUACAUGCCCGAGCUCAGCCGCUCUUCUACCAGGACACCGUUGUCGCUCUCCUGCCGUUGGUUCCUCGGACCAGCUUGGGUCGGCUUCAAGCCUGGUAUGCCAACUACGAAUUUCAAGAACGAUGUCGACACGCCCUCCUCCAUGGACUGCAGCCGUCGCCGAAUCAGCUUGUGGAGCCUCCAGGCCCAUGGGCCGGAGACAUCGGCUACCUCGGCGCCGUCGUCUACGUCAAGGCCGACACCGAAACCCACUGGGCCAACUCCAGCGAGUUCGUGCACAACUCGUGGCACUGCGUGUCCAGCUCUGAUGGCACUAGGAACGUACCUAUACAGUACCACGAGGUCAUACCAGGUAGGACCGUGCCACGAUCUGGACAGCAGUUCAAUCUUGGGCCUCCGCCGUACCUGCAAGAAGCAGAUUGGUUGUAG
Symbiodinium sp. CCMP2592 is the source of this 1911-nucleotide messenger RNA. The record is from the annotation of a GenBank genome assembly. NCBI's taxonomy places the organism in Eukaryota, Dinophyceae, Suessiales, Symbiodiniaceae.